Molecule: messenger RNA, 225 nt
Organism: Ascochyta rabiei
Lineage: Eukaryota; Fungi; Ascomycota; Dothideomycetes; Pleosporales; Didymellaceae
Exons: 1
Coding region: 1-225 (74 amino acids)
Source: RefSeq, a predicted model, not a curated record
AUGCUUCUUGAGAGUCGACAAGUAUGCGCGAACGUAAUUAGCCUUCACGGCGCACCUGUAUACUUUGUUAACUACCUUAGCAGUUUAAGGGUUAAAUGGUGUAGGGACGCAUCCGAGAAGCUCUCCAAGGGUGGUUGUGCAUUGGACAUCCUUUCCAGACUCGACAUCGUUAAUAUCGAAACCACGAACGGAGGUCGGCAUAAUGUGUUUGAGUCGCUUCGUUAA